AUGAAACAAAAGCUCUUCAGUCAUGUUACCAGUCGAAUGGGAUGUCCAAGCAACUCGUCACACUUUGGCAACUUCUGUAACACUGUACAAGUUCAAAUCCUGUGUCCGGGCACAUUUGAUGAUAUCCACACCUACAGGAAACGAAGAUCAGCACAUAAAGAUAGUGACGAUCAGAAACUGCCUGUUGUCAUAUCCAUACAUAUGAAUUUUAGUUCCACAGUUCCUGACGUUUUGAUAGUCCACCGGGUGAAAUCAGCAGGUCUACAACUGUUGCAUUUAUUGAACACCAGCUUUUCCAUUGUGUUAGACAGUGGUCAAGCCAUGUCAUCACUGGAAGGAGCCAAGUUUGAGGGGGAAUCAUUCAUCUGUGAAUCUGGCUUCUCAUUUGUCAAGGACAUGUGUGUUCUAUCAGAGAUUGAGUCGAGCCUUUCCUUCAAGCCAAACGUUCAACUGACGCCAGUGCAGAUCACCACCAGCUCAGUCAUAUUAGAGUGGCCUCAGCUUGGCGAUGACUUUAAAAAGCUAAUCACUGGAAUUCUGAUCGAACACAGGAAGGUGGGAGAUGUUCAAUGGUUUCUCAGCAGUAUGCUGGAUUCUACAGUAACAUCAUUUACCUUGACAUCAUUGGCUUCUGACUCAGAAUUCUCUGCUCAGCUGGUAGCAUUCACGACAUGGCCUGGGAAGAGGAGGUGGAAGAUUGGAGAGACAUAUUUCAAGACGACACCUGCUUCUGCCCAAGCAUCACCAAAGGUUUCACUGACUGAUGUAGCAGUGGGGGAAACAACCGCAGCCUUCUUCUGGGAUCACCUUGCUGUCCAGUAUCAGCCGAUUUCAGUGACUAUCUUGUACAAACAAUCACACCAAGACAGUUACCAGACAAUGACACACGAGUUGACAGCCAGCAAAACACACGCUGAGCUCCAAAAUCUAGAUCCACAUACAACCUAUACGGCACAGCUGGUAUUGUUGCUUUCAUCAGAUACAGAGAUGAGAUUCCACCCUGUACACUUUGUAACCUUGGAUUCACGGGGCAGUUCAGCAGAAUUACUGGUUGGUAUUGUCACGGCGUGUGCGGUGACUGCUGUGACAAGUGUUAUUUUAACACUGUUCUGUAUCAUCUGGUGGCAGCGAAGAAGCAGGGGAAAGAAUACUGGAUUUGAAAAUAAGACUUUUGGGAUUCAGCUUGAAAACAACAAUAUGGAGGCCAGCACAGGACCUGGAUCGAACCCUGCAGUCAACUAA
Molecule: messenger RNA, 1242 nt
Organism: Candidula unifasciata
Lineage: Eukaryota; Metazoa; Mollusca; Gastropoda; Stylommatophora; Geomitridae
Source: the annotation of a GenBank genome assembly